AAGUUGGACUGUAAUGAUGACUUGAUCAUUUUUUGCUGCUGUCUCGUGUGUGUUGUCUAUUGUGAUGGCACUUGAUCAUUGUGACAUUAUAGUAAAAUUAAUCUACUGUGCCUCAAUCCAAAUUGUAUCUUCUAAUAUUAAUUAUAAUCGAUUUAUUUCAUGUUAAAACAAUUGUAUUAUGUUAUGAGUUGAUUCAAUUAACAACUUGCCUCAGACAGAUGGAUCUGGUUGAAUCAUAGAAAUAGAAAUGAAUUUAUCAAUUAGGUUGAUUAAUUAUUACACUCUUAGUUGCAUUGUUUUCAUUAAAUUAUCAUAAAACAUAUUUUAACUAACAAGAAGUAAACAUCUGAUUCCCCCCCUAAAAUAUUACACGUAUGCUUAAAUAUCAAGAUGUAAAAUAAAAUAAAGGUCAGAAGGACUUGAAGAUAAAGAGAAAUUCAGUAUAAGCCUGCAAACAUCUGACUUAUUUUUCAACAUAUUUCACAAAUCGAGCACUAGGAGGCAGUGUUGAUCCUAUGUGAAAGCCGCUGUGUGCUUUACAGAUUCCUGCAGAAAAUGUGAAACAGCAGCCUGCAUUCAAACGGAAGUCGUGUUUGCGCGAUGAGUCCUCUCUAGGUGUCGUAGUUCUAGGAGCUCCGAGUUGGACGGUACGGCAGUCAGACGUUGGCAGGCGGCGGCCGCUCGCUCACGUCCGUUCAGGACGUCGUCCGUCAUUUGAAGGGCACGAACGAAGCGAAGGGGCGCUGCUACCGCCGGGGCGUUUUAACUGAACGGGGGAGAGGAACGCGCGCGCUUCUUGGAGAUGUAGCCCACCCUCGACCAACCUCUCCUCCCAGCAUCGCUGCCAAACCACCUGCACUCCUCUGCUAGAAAGGAAGCGCUGAGAUCCGCAUGGUUCCAUGAUCUAGGAGGCAUCAGGAAAAGGAAAGUUACGUGUUUUUUUCUUUCUGUCACUUAGUUAAUCUUUAACUUCUUUUUUUAUCGAGGCUCCACACCUGCACAGAUACUGAGCUCCCUGUUGAGAAGAACCAUAAACAGAAAUCAUGGAAACGGACCAAAAUAAUCCCAGCCAAAGCCAGACUCCAGAAGACGAAACAAAAAGCGGCACAGAGGCUUUAUCUGUGCCAUCAAACAAUCCAAAUGCCGACUCUAAAAGCGGCCAGCCUACAGUUCCCCACAGGCCUCGGAGACCCCAGAGGAGCCCAAGAGUUGAGAGUUCUGUAGACAUCUCAGAACCCAAACCUGAACCUGUGCCACCAGCAGACGAGGAGAGUUUGCCUGAUGGCAUAGCGGCAAGCCGCCCCAAACCCUCCCGCCCUGCGCCCGUUAAACCGAUAGGAGAGAGCCCGGCGCCGAGCACGAAGUCUGGUCCUAAGGGUCCGGGUCACCACCCUGUCAGGGCUGCCUCCGUACCCCAACCACCUGCCAGCAGGUCUGUGCCUGCUCACCUGAAUCCUCAUGCACAGAGAGCUCUGUCUGUGGCAGGAACCGCUGACACGCAGCGCCAGACUAUGGAAGACUUCCGCAUUCACAUCAUCACCUGGAAUGUGGGCUCCGCGGAGCCUCCUGACGACAUAACCGCUCUGCUGGGGUUGAACGUGGGUGAUGGAAACACAGACAUGUAUAUCAUCGGUCUGCAGGAAGUGAACUCUAUGAUUAACAAAAGAUUGAAAGACGCCCUCUUCACAGACCAGUGGAGUGAGCUGUGCAUGGAGAGACUCAGCCCAUUUGGAUAUGUGCUGGUAACAUCCCAGAGGAUGCAAGGUUUGCUGCUGCUGGUUUUUGCCAAAUAUUUCCAUCUGCCAUUCCUCCGCGGAGUCCAGACUGAAACCACCCGCACAGGCUUGGGGGGCUACUGGGGGAAUAAAGGUGGCGUGGGCGCCCGCAUGUCAGUGUUUGGCCACACCAUCUGCUUCGUCAACUGCCACCUGCCGGCUCACAUGGAAAACUCCGACCAGCGCAUGGAAGACUUCGAGAGCAUCUUACAACAGCAGCAGUUUGAGGGGCAGGCUGCCAGCGGGGUUCUCGACCACGAUGUUGUGUUCUGGUUUGGAGAUCUUAAUUUUCGGAUUAACGACUUGGAUAUACAAGCUGUUAAGUCAGCCAUUGACAACAACAAGUUCUCUGCACUUCUGGAAAAGGAUCAACUCAAUAUGGCCAAGGACAGCGAAACUGUGUUGGAGGGUUUUCACGAAGGUCCACUUAAAUUUCCCCCCACCUAUAAAUUCGAUGUUGGAACAAAUACUUAUGACACAAGCGGGAAGAAGCGUAAACCAGCUUGGACCGACAGGAUCCUGUGGCGCCUGAGAGCCACCGCACCGGCUGCUCAGAGCUCUGAGAAGCGUGGGUCCUUUUCAGGGCUGACCAGCGGGACCAAAGUGACACAGCACUCCUACCAAAGUCACAUGGAAUACACGAUCAGUGACCACAAACCCGUAUCCUCCAUCUUCACCCUGCAGUUUCCAUACAAACUGGAUAUUCCUCUGGUCACCAUCAUAGUGGAAGAUGAGUGGAAUAGUGUGGCUGAUGCCAAAGUAAUAUUCAAGAUGGCACCCAAAUAUUCUCGGAGUUCUUGGGAUUGGAUCGGACUGUAUAAGGUGGGUUUUAAGCACCCCAAGGAUUAUGUGGGGUAUGUGUGGGCCAAGCAGGAGGAGGCAGAUUUUCUUCGACAAGAACAUGAGGUAACCUUUAUAGAGGAAGAAUUGCCCAAAGGCUCAGGGGACUAUAUUUUGGGUUACUAUAGCAACAACAUGAACACGAUUGUGGGUGUAACGGAACCAUUUCAGAUUCAGCUUCCAUCUUCAGAACAUGAGAGCAGCUCCUCAGACAGCUCUGACUUCAGUUCCGAAGAUGACAGCACUGUUGUCAUGAAGAUGAGGUCCCGCAGCUCGAGUCCUCGUAAGGUCAAACGCCGUACCCACCGAAGUGGCAGCCGCUCCGCCAGCCACUCCCGUAGUCGCUCUGGAAGCCCUGCCCCUGCCAAGCUGACGGAGCUUGAAAUUACAGAUGGUGCUGCGGCAGAAAGUGAGUCUAGAAAAAAACCAGAAGAGGGCAGCACUAGUCAGCAGAUAGUUUCUGCAGAAACCAACAAAAGCAAAGUGGAUUCAGGAGUGUGAAAAUCGCCAAACUUGCCGUUUGUUGCCGUUGCAUUGCAUUUAGUUGUGUUCCUUUUUUUUUAAACCAGUUCACCACUUUUAUGUUAACUUUUGAUUUUAGGGAGGGUUUCUUGCUUUUGGAUUUUGCUGUUAGCCGUUCAUGAUUUUUUUUUUCCCUUUUGGUUACUGUUUGCCUGUCUAUUGUUUUCUGUAUCUUUGUAUAGUCUCAGGUGUUGAUAGUACAGGGAUAUAUUGAAUCAAUUACUCAGAGAUCAUGCCCUUAUUAAUUCAAUUCUGCUAAAGGAGACGGCCAUGCAGUCUGAUUCUAGCCUUGCAAACAUUCCCUGCUUUUGGAAAUUCAAUACAGGUGAAACAGUGUGUUUAAAAAAAAAAGUUUCUAAUCAUCUCCAAAUCCUGUUGCUGCAUAAUACACAUAAAACAGAGCUAAACCAAAGGAGGCGCAGACACAAAAUUCUGGGAGCACAGCACUGUAGUCUACUAAGAACGUUGAAGCCUUUUAAUAGACUGCCAUACCAGUUCAGUGGGGCAUCGUGGCUGUGAGAUGCCAUGUCGGCUGACCCGGCACAGCUGUCAAAGCUAAACUUGUUGAUUUGUGGUCAGCCACACUGAUUUGGACAAUAAAAAGGACAACAACUGGAGCAAUAACUAUCCCGGUGUGAUUUGCUUUAGUUAGUGGGCCUCAUGUUAAUAAAAUGGCAUCUCACUCACUCACUUUUUAAAUAGCGUCGAUUAUCUCCCUUUUUUCCAACAAACAUUUGAUAUUAUACAGAGCUGAACAGGAAACUGCCUUGAUUUGUUUGUAAGUGAUGUGAUGCUCUGUUGUAAUGCACCAUCCUUACCAUUAUGAGAGAUAAUGAAUAAUUUAAAUGUCUGAAUGACUAUUAGUUCAGUUAUCUUCAGUUGAUCAUUUUUUUCUCUGAAGUUAUGAUCCCCCAUCAUUGAUCUCUGUAACUAGCUGAAAGUAACAACCGUCACAACAGUGGUGUUACAUAGUUAACGUGUAACCAUCUUGCACACUUUGUACUUUUGGACGGUUAGUGUAGGACAUUGUUGUAGCUGUGACCUCUGUGUGUACAUCUGUUGUUCCCUGUUAGUGUAUGUUGUGCUGGAGGUCUGCACGUGUGUGUGUGUUUGGGACGGUGUGUUUGGAGGGUGUGAGGGGUAGUUAAACUGUUAAAUAUGACUGCUGUAUGGCUGCCUUUGCAUGGUUUGCCAAUGGGCACUCUGUACAUUCCGGUACUAUGGGUAUUGUGCCGUAAAAGUGCUAUUCUUUUUUUUUAAAUCAUCUUUGUUGUUUUUGUGGCUGUGAAACUUACUAAACAGAAAACUCGCAGAAUUUUAACUGAAGUAGAAAUGUUUGUUGAAUAAAUCCAGGAUAGUUCCAGUUGCAUUAAAUGGAAAAAUGUCCAAAUGUUUUUAUGGUGCAUUUGUGGGUUUUCCUUAUCUUGAAAAGAAAAACUGCUGGACAUUUGUCAAAAAGUUUGUAAAAAUGUUCUUUAGGGUAUUUAGAUACAUAUGUUCAGGAAUACGGUCACAAACAGUGAUUCUCUACUGUGACAUGUAUUUUGUUUUGUAAAUUUGUGGCUAAAAACAUAAGAUAUAAAGUAUAUUAAAAAAUAUAUCUAUGUUUGCAUAUACAUGUAUAUAUACAGAUAUACAUGUAUAUAUACACAUAUAUUUUAUUUAAAUUAUCUAUUUAUUUUCCUAUUCAAAAUCUAAAUGAUUUUAAAAUUCUGCUGGGCAGUGACAAAGCUUUAUUUCAGUGAAAAUCUGAAAAUAUCAUGAAAUCUUGAUAUUUUCCUCUAUAUAUAUGUAAUGACAGAUGUGAGUUACCUUGUUUUUAUUUCUGUAAAUUCAGAUAUCAGGUGUUGAUUGUUGAGUUUAUCAAUAUUUGUAUUACUGAAAUUGAAAUUACAAGUAGUAAUGAUUAAAAAAAACUGAAACCCUGAAAAUCUAUAAAAUAUUGACUUUAGGUUUAUUUAGAUGGUUUGUCUCUGUAAAUCAUCAAACCAGAGCUAAGACGAUUGUUUAUGUACUGUUUUUGUGAACUUAAAGAAAUAGUGCAGCUUUGUCUUAAUAAAAUAAUACUUAAAUCAUA
Molecule: messenger RNA, 5214 nt
Organism: Oryzias latipes (Japanese medaka)
Lineage: Eukaryota; Metazoa; Chordata; Actinopteri; Beloniformes; Adrianichthyidae
Gene: inpp5jb
Product: inositol polyphosphate-5-phosphatase Jb
Biological process (GO): phosphatidylinositol dephosphorylation; negative regulation of peptidyl-serine phosphorylation
Cellular component (GO): cytoplasm; plasma membrane; ruffle
Molecular function (GO): phosphatidylinositol-4,5-bisphosphate 5-phosphatase activity; phosphatidylinositol-3,4,5-trisphosphate 5-phosphatase activity
Source: RefSeq, a predicted model, not a curated record